UGGAUCAAUACGGUCGACAGAAGUUUUAACUAUCUGGAGUGCGGAUAAAUUUUUACUGAGAGUCGUAUAGGAAUCUAUAAUCUAGUACUUUCCAAAAUACGCCGAGAGUAUUCCUGAUGGUGAAACGAGCGUUGCUUCAUCGAACGCAGCUAAAGAAAACAACAUCUAUGUAGUUGGUGGUACGAUGCCUGAAAUAGGGGGCGAUAAAUUGUACAAUACCUGUACUAUUUGGGGUCCCGAUGGAACUUUGAUAGCAAAACACCGAAAGGUACAUCUAUUCGACAUCGACAUUCCUAAUAAGAUUACUUUUCGAGAGAGUGAUUCACUCAGUCCUGGUAACUCCCUAACGACGUUCGAUGUGAAGGGCUGCAAAAUAGGUAUUGGCAUUUGCUAUGAUAUUAGAUUCGAGGAAAUGGCACGCAUUUAUCGGAACAAAGGUUGCCAAAUGCUGAUAUAUCCAGCGGCAUUCAAUAUGACCACUGGACCACUGCACUGGUCAUUACUUCAGCGUUUCAGAGCGAAUGAUAAUCAAUUAUACGUUGCCUGCAUAUCACCGGCUCGUGUUCCUUAAGCAAGUUACGUAGCAUGGGGACAUACACAGUUGACCAAUCCCUGGGGAAAGAUUCUUUACGAUUUGGAAACUCAAGAGAAUAUGGCAGUCACCGAUAUCGGUAAUUUACAGCUUAAAAUUAAAAGCGAGAGAUCCAUGAUGUAAUUAAUUUUUAGUCUCGUUAAUUUAUCGAUUUAGCCAUCUUCCUCUGUAUUUGUUGAAUUUAUUAGUAAGCAUUACUUAUUACUUCGUAUGUUUCUUUUUUCUAUCAGAUCUAAAAGUUGUUGAGGAAGUAAGGGCUCAGAUACCUACAUUUUCUCAGAGACGUACAGAUUUGUACGACACUGUCUGUAAGAAGGAGUAACUCUACACUAAAACAGAAAAUGUUUUUUUAUAAUAUUUCUACUACGAUAUCCUUUUUUUGUGAAUUAUUACUAAUUUCUUAUCAUUUGUACUAAAUGAAUGACUCAAUUAAGAAAACCAAAACGUUAUAAAUAAUAAUCUGUAUAUCUUGUGUAUCAACAUGUAAUUGGAUAUUAUAAUAAUAUAGGAAUGCUAUAAUAAUAUAGGAUAAUAAUAUAGGAGAAUAGUAAUAUAGAAAAAAACUACAUGCUUUUAAACACCUUUAAUAUCGAUCACAUAAAUUGUUAUAAUUCACAAUGAUUACGCAUACAUAAAAGACCCCUUGAUAGUAAAAUUUACGAUCAAAAGGCAAUUACGUAUCGUUUAACAACAUUUAAUUUAUAACACCUUUUAAACAUUUAGACAGAUUAACACAUAACACUUCUUAUAUAGAAACAUCAAUUCGAAGUUAUCAGCUUGGAGAAAUUGGUCGAUUAAUACCUGUAGAUUGUCUGUCUCGAUGAAAGACUUAAAGAGAGCAAAAACAUGAUAAUGCCGCUAAUAUAAUAUUCCUUCUUUCUUGUAUCUGUCUGCCUCUCAGGUCGUUUUACUAAUUACAAUAAGUAAUUUCGCCUUCUUUGCGCUCUCUUUUAACGCAUUCGAGACCGAAAGAAAUUCAUAUCAGUCAGUAGG
Bombus huntii is the source of this 1585-nucleotide messenger RNA. RefSeq names its product omega-amidase NIT2-A-like. Lineage: Eukaryota; Metazoa; Arthropoda; Insecta; Hymenoptera; Apidae. Gene Ontology annotation, molecular function: omega-amidase activity. The transcript has 4 exons. Gene Ontology annotation, biological process: oxaloacetate metabolic process; L-glutamine metabolic process. The record is from RefSeq and is a predicted model, not a curated record. The coding region runs from base 185 to 571 and encodes 128 amino acids. Gene Ontology annotation, cellular component: mitochondrion.